GGGCUUUUCCUUUUCUUGUUGGAUUUGGAUUUACUGUGGGUUUUAGCUCUUAUUAAUCACCAUCUUCCUCUCUGUAUCUCCUGAAUACCAUCGGCUUUCAGGAUUAGGGUUGGCGUCUUUCUCUCCCGUUUCUUCCACUUCAAUCCCCUGGAAGCAGGAAAGCGCGAAGCUUUAAAAUUAGUUGAAAGGGAAUUUUAGAUUUUGGAAAUUGUGAGGGGAAAAUAUGGCUGAAGGGAAGGGAGGGGAUCAGAUGGAUCAUUUUCAUAGAUACCUUUCAUUUUUAUUUUUGCUUCUUUCUUUUUAUUCUCUGAUUGCUUCUCUUUGGGUGCUUGCAGGUAAGGUUACAACAGCUGUUAUUUUUAAUCUUACAUGAUAUGAAGUUGGUAUGCAAGCAGAGGUGUGGGUAUGAAGAAGAAAACCACUUACUGGAAACAGGAAUGGCUUGUGGUUAUGGUUGUUGAAGGGAUGUGAUGGUGAAUGGUCAUAUAUAAAGCAUUAAUGGAGUCGAAAAGGAAACCCAGCUGAUGAAGUAACCCGGAAAAUCCUUUUCCUUCCUAUAAAGUGUCGGUUGAUUCAUGCAAUUGGCGCCUUCAUCAUCUCAUUUCUCUUAUCUCCAUUCUUUCAAGUCUAAAAGAAGAAAAACAAAACACUUGUUUUCUCUUCUGAAAUGGAUCCGACACCGACGUCCGAUAACCGACCUGAAAUCUGUUUUUUCGAUUUGGAGACCACCGUCCCUCAGCGGCGCGGCCAAGGCUACUCCAUUCUCGAAUUUGGUGCCAUUUUAGUUUGCCCCAAGAGGCUCCUUGAGCUCCACAGCUACUCCUCUCUGGUCCGACCCGACGACCUCUCUCUUAUUUCCCCUGCCUCUGCGCGCUGCAACGGUAUCACUCGAGAAGCCGUCAUUUCGGCACCUUCCUUUUCUGAAAUCGCCGACGAAGUUCACGACCUUCUCCAUGGAAGGGUUUGGGCGGGUCAUAAUAUAGUGAGGUUUGAUUGCGUGAGAAUAAGGGAGGCGUUCGAGAAGAUUGGUAGGGCGGCGCCGGAGCCUAAGGGAAUUAUCGAUUCAUUGGCGUUGUUGACUCAAAGAUUCGGAAGGAGAGCCGGUAAUAUGAAGAUGGCAACUCUUGCCAAUUAUUUCGGGAUUGGAGUGCAGUCACACAGGAGCUUGGAUGAUGUUCGCAUGAACCUCGAAGUUGUCAAGUAUUGUGCAACCGUUUUGUUCCUGGAAUCAAGUCUCCCGGAUAUACUCACAUGGAACCCGCAGGGUUCCCCGAUAUCACCUAGUAGUGAUGAUGGCAAGUCAUCUCCCGAGCAACCUAGUCCAAACAUGCACACCCUUUCUUCAAGUCCAACUUCAGAAAAUGUUCCAAAUCUAUCUCUGGCAGGUGUAGGAAAUAGUGAACACCAUCCUAGAAUAUCUCUUCUGACUCAUCACAUAGGAGGGGCAAAUGCUGAUGUGUCUAAUCCGGUUCAACCGGAUCCUUUCAACAUGAGUCUACUCAGAAACAAAAUAGAAACCGAGGCCCUUCAAUCAGAUGUCACCAUGGAAGAAAAAACUGAGCAAGAGUCUCAGGACAUAGAUAUUGCUGAAGGUAGCAGUAGUUAUGCAGGGUUCUUAGCACUUGAUGAAGUUUCUCUUAAUUCUAUUAAUGCAUCUCUGGUCCCAUAUUACCGUGGCACCCAACGAAUAAAACUGUUGCACGAGAAUGUUGGUCUGCAACUCUUUUGUCCUUGUUUGAGAGUGCGGUUUGGAGUCGAUGGGAAGUUUCUUGAUCAAGGUGGCUGGCCACGUUUGAGCUUCGUAGUUGAUGCUUCUCUGAGUUUAUGCAAGAUUCUGAAUGCUUGUGACAAUGCUGCCAAAAGAAUUUUCGAAGAUUGCGAAAGCAGUUCCGAGUGGAAGCCUAUCAUGGGUAUAAAUUAUCGUUACAUCAACAAUCCGACCGUGAGACUGCACAUACCGACUGUAGUCAACGGCAAUAUCGCUCGCUAUGCUGCUGAGAUUCAUCAGAAGGAUAGCUCCGGUACUGUGCAAAAGCUCGUAUUCAGCAAAUUUGAUGCUGCAGAGCUUGGUAACUUAAUCAGAGGUGGGAUCUUUGUGGAUGCAUUCUUCAGCUUGGAUACUUAUGAUUAUCUGCAGAAUGCGGGCAUCAGAUUGGUGGCCAAAAAAUUGGUUAUACAUUCAAAUUAGGGUGAUUGAUCCAUUUCAGAUUGUUUCCAGAUAUGUAAUAGCACUGUUUAUGCUAAAUCUGACUCAUAGAUAUGAGUUGAUUUCUCUCAUUCAUAGCUUCAGAAUGACAUAGGGCACUGAUAAAAAAAAGAUUGAUAUUGUAAAUUUAUGAUACUGUAAUAAUUGAAUAAUUAUUGCUAAUAAUUGAAUAAUUUCAUUUUUUUUA
This is a messenger RNA of Gossypium raimondii (Peruvian cotton), 2393 nucleotides long. RefSeq names its product protein NEN1. The transcript is spliced from 9 exons. Lineage: Eukaryota; Viridiplantae; Streptophyta; Magnoliopsida; Malvales; Malvaceae. Gene Ontology annotation, molecular function: 3'-5' exonuclease activity; nucleic acid binding. Bases 668 to 2188 code for a protein of 506 amino acids. The record is from RefSeq and is a predicted model, not a curated record.